Molecule: messenger RNA, 5525 nt
Organism: Perca flavescens (yellow perch)
Lineage: Eukaryota; Metazoa; Chordata; Actinopteri; Perciformes; Percidae
Gene: ptprt
Product: protein tyrosine phosphatase receptor type T
Exons: 36
Coding region: 1-4446 (1481 amino acids)
Biological process (GO): protein dephosphorylation
Cellular component (GO): membrane
Molecular function (GO): protein tyrosine phosphatase activity; protein binding
Source: RefSeq, a predicted model, not a curated record
AUGGGGAAAGUAACAUUGAGGAAGAAGACAGGAAAGGGCACAGAAGGGAGCAGAGAGGUGGACCGUGAGGAGGAAGAAAUAGGAGGUGAGGAUAAAGGGAAGGCUGAGACAGGAAGGAGAAAGGAGGAGGAGACCGGAGAGGAGAUUGAAGGAAAAUCGGAGGCGAAAGGACAAGACUGUGGACGUGGCUGUACGUUUGAGGAGUCGUACAGCAGCUGUGGGUACAGCGUUUCUCUCGGAACCAACGGAUUUACCUGGGAACAAGUCAACUCCUGGGAAAAACCCACCAUGGACCCUGCCCUGCCUACUGGUUCGUUCAUGGUGGUGAACGCGUCGGGCCGGGCGUCAGGGCAGAAGGCUCACCUUUACAUGCCCACCCUGAAGGAGAAUGACACCCACUGCAUCGACUUCCUGUACUCCCUGUCCAGCCGGGACGGAGCCAGCCCUGGCACGCUCAACAUCUACAUCAAGGUGAAUGGAGGCGCUCAGGGUAAUCCAGUAUGGAACGCCUCUGAUACUGUUACCGAAGGCUGGGUGAAGGCUGAGCUGGCCAUUUCUACAUUCUGGCCGAACUCCUAUCAGGUAAUAUUUGAAGCGGUUUCAGUUCAAGGCCAUCCAGGUUUCAUCGCCAUCGACGACAUACGAGUUCUGGCUCACCCCUGCCGUAAAGCGCCUCACUUCCUGCGUCUGCAGAAUGUGGAGGUGAACGUGGGUCAGAAUGCUACGUUCCAGUGCACUGCCGGAGGGAAAUGGUCUCAGCACGAUAAACUCUGGCUUCAGCAGUGGAACGGUAAAGACACGGCACUGAUGGUGACCAGGGUGGUGAACCACCGACGUUUCUCCGCAACCGUCAGCGUCGGCGACACGUCGCAACGCAGCACCAGUCGCUACCGCUGUGUCAUCCGAUCCGACGGCGGCUCAGGGGUGUCCAACUACGCCGACCUCAUCGUUAAAGCUCCACCCACCCCGAUCGCUCCGCCUGAGCUUCUCACCGUCGGCGCCACUUACCUUUGGAUCAAACCCAACGCCAACAGCAUCAUCGGCGACGGACCCAUCAUCCUGAAGGAGGUGGAGUACCGGACCACUCUGGGUAACUGGGUGGAGACCCACGUGGUGGACUCCCCAACCUAUAAACUCUGGCACCUGGACCCAGAUGUGGAGUACGAGAUCAAAGUCCUGCUGUCCAGACCUGGGGAGGGAGGAACAGGGCCGCCCGGGCCGCCGCUCGUCACCAGGACCAAAUGUGCAGAUCCAGUCCAAGGGCCCCAAAAUGUCAAUGUGGUGGAUGUCAGAGCCCGUCAGCUGACUAUACAGUGGGAGACGUUUGGGUAUGCUGUGACACGCUGCCACAGCUACAAUCUGACGGUGCAGUACCAGUAUGUGUUUAACCAGCAGGAGUUUGCAGCAGAGGAGUUGAUCCAGACCUCGUCACAUUACACCCUGAGGGGGCUGAGGCCCUUUGUCACGGUCAGACUGCGGCUGGUCCUGGCCAACCCCGAGGGCAGCAAAGAGAGCGAGGAGAUAGUCAAACAGACAGAGGAGGAUGUGCCUGGCUCAGUGCCGACGGAGUCUCUGCAGAAUACGCCCUAUGAAGAGAAGAUCUUCAUGCAGUGGAAAGCUCCAAACGAGACCAACGGGGCCAUCACACUGUACGAGAUCACCUACAAGGCCCUGAGCUCGUUGGACCCGAGCGCUGAUCUGACAACCCAGAGGGGACGGGUGUUCAAGCUGAGGAACGAGACCCAUCACCUGUUCGUAGGUCUGUACCCAGGGACCACCUACUUCUUCACCCUCAAAGCCUCCACCAACAAGGGCUUCGGCCCGCCCGUCACCACCCGCAUCACCACCAAGAUAGCAGCCCCCAUGAUGCCAGAGUACGAAUCUGAGGCUCCGCUGAACGAGACGGAGACCACCAUAACUAUCCUGCUAAAGCCCGCCCAGUCACGUGGCGCGCCUAUCAGCUCCUACCAGCUCGUGGUGAAGGAGGAGCGCAAGUCCAAGACCCGCCGCGCCGCCUCUGAAGCCCCUGAGUGUUUCUCCGCCCCCGUCAGCUUCCGCAACGCCUCCGUCUUGGACUCCCCCUACUACAUCGCCGCCGAACUGCCGCCUUCCAGCCUCACCAUCGUACAGCCGUUCACGGUGGGAGACAACAAGAGCUACGGAGGUUUCUGGAAUCGUCCUCUGUCGCCGGCCAAGAGCUACAGCAUCUACUACCAGGCCAUGAGCAGAGCCAACGGGGAAACCAAAAUCAACUGUGUCCGCCUGGCUAACAAAGGCGCGUCUACCCAGGACUCCGAUGCGAUGGAGCCAGAGAAGCAGGUGGACAGCACAGUGAAAAUGGCCGGAGUGAUCGCGGGGAUCCUGAUGUUCGUCAUCAUCCUCCUCGGCGUGGUCCUCACCUUCAAACGCAGAAGACAUGCUUAUUCCUACUCUUAUUACCUGAAGUUGGCAAAGAAGCAGAAGGAGACCGCCAGUAGUUCCACCCAGCAGAGGGAGAUGGGUCCGGUCACCACGGCUGAUAAGAGCACCACUAAAGUCAGCACCCUGCACAAAGACGACCCCUUUUCCACAUCCACCCAGGACCUCAACGGAUUCACGGACAGUAGCCAGCCGUCACUCGCCCAGCCCUCUCUGACCCUGCAGAGUUUUCCCUAUGGAGGCUGUGAGUCCGUGGAGCUCUCCUACCAGAGUGGUCAGUUCCAGGCAGGCCAGUUUCAGCCAGCUAUUCGAGUAGCAGACCUCCUCCAACACAUCACCCAGAUGAAAUGUGGACAGGGCUAUGGUUUCAAAGAGGAAUAUGAGGCCCUGGCAGAGGGACAGACGGCGCCCUGGGAAACGGCCAAGAAGGACGAGAACCGCAACAAGAACCGCUACGGCAACAUCAUCGCUUACGAUCACACCAGAGUCCGACUGCAGCUGCUGGACGGAGACCCCCACUCUGACUAUAUCAACGCCAAUUACAUUGAUGGCUACCAUAGACCCAGACAUUACAUCGCCACACAAGGGCCCAUGCAGGAGACAGUGAGGGAUUUCUGGAGGAUGGUCUGGCAGGAAAACUCGGCCUCUAUCGUCAUGGUUACCAACCUGGUGGAGGUGGGCAGGGUGAAGUGUGUGCGUUACUGGCCGGAUGAGACCGAGGUUUACGGAGACAUCAAGGUGACGCUGAUAGAAACUGAACCCCUGGCUGAAUACGUCAUACGGACAUUCACCGUCCAAAAGAAGGGUCAUCAUGAGAUCCGUGAACUGCGUCAGUUCCAUUUCACCAGUUGGCCCGACCAUGGCGUUCCCUGUUACGCCACCGGACUACUUGGCUUCAUACGCCAGGUCAAGUUCCUCAACCCACCUGACGCCGGGCCUAUCGUGGCACAUUGCAGUGCCGGUGCAGGGAGGACGGGCUGUUUCAUUGCUGUGGACAUCAUGUUGGACAUGGCAGAGAACGAAGGCGUGGUGGACAUUUUCAACUGCAUCCGAGAACUGAGAUCACAACGAGUCAACAUGGUCCAGACAGAGGAGCAGUACGUGUUUGUUCACGAUGCCAUCUUGGAGGCGUGUCUAUGUGGGAAUACAGCCAUACCAGUGUGUGAGUUCAGAGCCAUUUACUACAACAUCAGCAGACUGGACCCACAGACCAACUCCAGCCAGAUUAAAGACGAGUUCCAGACUCUGAACAUAGUGACCCCUAGAGUCCGUCCCGAGGACUGCAGUGUCGGGUUGCUACCCAGGAACCACGACAAGAACCGCAGCAUGGACGUCCUAUCGGCGGACCGAUGCCUGCCUUUCCUCAUAUCUGUGGAUGGAGAGAGCUCCAAUUACAUCAAUGCCGCGUUAAUGGACAGCCACAAACAGCCAGCGGCCUUCAUUGUUACCCAGCAUCCUUUGCCAAACACCAUGGGCGACUUCUGGAGGCUGGUGUUCGACUACAACUGCUCCUCCAUAGUAAUGCUCAAUGAGAUGGACGCAGCGCAGUUAUGUAUGCAGUACUGGCCAGAAAAGAGCUCGUGUUGCUACGGUCCCAUUCAAGUCGAAUUCAUAUCGGCAGACAUCGAUGAAGACAUCAUCAACCGAAUCUUCAGGAUCUGCAACAUGGCCAGGCCACAGGACGGUUACCGCCUGGUGCAGCACUUCCAGUUCAUCGGCUGGCCGGCCUACAGGGACACGCCUCUCUCUAAACGCUCUAUCCUCCAGUUGGUCAGGAGGUUGGCCAAGUGGCAGGAGCAGUAUGACGGAGGAGACGGGAGGACUGUGGUACAUUGCCUUACCGGCGGAGGGCGUUCUGGAACCUUCUGCGCCAUCUGCAGCAUCAACGAGAUGAUCCAGCAGCAGAAUAUCGUGGAUGUUUUCCACACCGUCAAAACGCUGAGGAACAACAAGACUAACAUGGUGGAGACUAUGGAACAGUAUAAGUUCUGCUAUGAAGUGGCUCUGGAGGCGCUCAGCUCCUUCUGAUUGGCUGUGGGCUGAAAAUUUGCUUUUUCUGAUUCCCCCGUUUGACGCUGCCUGGCAUUCUCAACGCGACGCUGGGACACACAAAGUGCAAAACUGCUUUGUGUUGACCCAAACCCAACCUGUGAGCAUGUGUGCCUGUGUGUAUGUGUGCGUGAGUGUGUGUUCGAGAGUGUGUGCAUGUGCUUCUAUGUGAAUAAGAGAAGGCAUGCUUGCAUAUUUGAGUGCGCGCGUGUGUAUCAAUGUGUGUGCCUGGGACGACACUCACACACACACACACAACCUGUACAGAAGAGUAAAAAAGGGACAAACAUACACACUGGUGAUUUUCAUGUGUGUGUUCGCUUCAGCGAGACUGUGAACUUUACAUGCUUGUACAAAGAAAAAAAAAGAAAAAAAGACGUGUUGAGAAAAAAAAAAUAUUCAGAUGUUUAAAAAAAAGAAAAAACGCCACUUUUUCCUUCUCUAUCUCUCUGUCCUCUCUGCUGGGCUGUGAUGUGACUAUUGUACAGUAUUUCCUUUUUAGAUAUAUUCUACGCCUUGAAUGUUGUCUCCCUGUGGAGGCUGGAUGCACACUGGAAGAUUUUUCACAUUUAGCUGAAGUCCAAGUGAUGCCUCGACUCUGCAUUUUGGACUCCAAUAUUUGAUCCCAGAGUAUUACUAGAAAGUAAACAAGCGUGUUUGGCUGACUUUAGCUAAUAUGUUGUCGAUGUUGCUGUCAAGGAUUCAGUUAGCUGGAUCAAAGCGAAAAACCAACACUCUUAUUGAUAUUUCUGGCGUUUUCCUUUGAAAUCACAAGCUGAUACAUUUCCUUGUGGCCGGGGGCCUCUUGAUUGCCUCGAUGUUAAAUGCUAAUCAUACUCGUAAUGGGUUACAAAUGGUUCAUUUUCCUCCAUACUUCAUCAAAGGAUUAUGACUUUCUUUUGACAUUUUGGCUUUUACUGGGGGAAAAAAAAAAUUUUACUAGCUAGUGCAUGCUGAAGAGUAACAGCAUUUUAACAGACAAAAGAAAAGAAAAAUCAUGCCUUGCCCUUAAGACCAAAUGGUGUUGUUGUUGUUGUUGUUAUCUCUGCUUCAGGUUU